AAGCAAAUCAGCGCUGGGGCCUGGACCGGUUUUUCGUUGCCCUCUGCAAGGAGACAAUCCGGGUUCGGCUACCGACCCAGCAAACAGGGAGCCCCGUGCUUCGAGCGUGCCCUGGUGCUGGAGGAGAGACUGUGAGGCGGCAACCGCUGGACCUCCCGCGCUCUUCCUCUGUCACAACAGCAGCAGCCGGAGGGAGAUGCUGCGGCGUGUGGCUUGAUCUUGAGUUCUUGACCCCCACUAGCAAAAGAAUCAUAACGAAUUACCCUAAGCGAGAAAAGAGAGGCCAGGUCAUGGAGGAUAUUGAGGAUGUCGUCGCCGGCGGCCCUCCUCCGGGUCUGAUGCGCUUGCCCAUCACCACAGUCGGCCUGAAGCCCAGGAAGGCCAGGCCUCUCAAAAUUAGCAAACCUCCCUCCAUUCCAUCUACCAGGGCUACUCAUAUCCCUGGAACACAGAGCAUAUACAUGAAGACCUUUGGGUGCUCGCAUAAUCAGAGUGACAGUGAAUACAUGGCUGGGCUGCUUUCUGCUUUUGGAUAUUCAUUGACUGAGAACCCAGAGGAGGCAGAUCUGUGGCUUAUCAAUACAUGCACUGUAAAAUCACCCAGCCAAUCUGCCAUGGAUACUCUUAUAUUAAAGUGCAAGGCUUUGGGGAAACCCUUGGUAGUGGCUGGAUGUGUGCCACAAGGAAGUCAAAAUCUAAAAGAGCUGGAAGGUGUCAGUGUUAUUGGUGUGCAGCAAAUAGACCGUGUAGUGGAGGUAGUUGAAGAGACCUUGAAAGGCCAUGAGGUGCGGCUUUUGAGGAGGAGCAGUCUGCCAGCUCUGGAUCUUCCAAAAAUGCGGAAGAAUAAGUUCAUUGAGAUCCUUCCUAUUAAUGUCGGGUGUUUAGGCGCAUGCACUUACUGCAAAACAAAACAUGCACGUGGGCAUCUGGGAAGCUACAGUGUUGAAAAUCUUGUCAACCGUGUAAAAAGUGUUAUAUUAGAAGGUGUGAGAGAGAUAUGGUUAAGCAGUGAGGACACUGGAGCUUAUGGCCGAGAUAUUGGAGUUAAUUUACCCACUUUACUAAAUGCACUUGUUGCGGAGCUGCCUCCAGAUAGAAGCACAAUGCUUCGCAUUGGUAUGACAAAUCCUCCAUUUAUUCUUGAGGAUUUGGAAGAGAUAGCAAAAGUUUUGUGUCAUCCAUGUGUCUACUCAUUUCUUCAUGUGCCAGUUCAGUCUGGAAGUGAUCCUGUUUUGGAUGCAAUGAAUCGAGAAUAUACUGUGAAUGACUUCAAGAAGGUGGUAGAUACUCUAAUGCAGCUUGUACCAGACAUGCAGAUCGCAACUGAUAUAAUAUGUGGCUUUCCAGGUGAAACAGAUGAAGAUUUUUUGCAAACAAUGAAUCUGAUUCAGGAAUACAAGUUUCCACAUGUUCACAUCUCACAGUUUUACCCGAGGCCUGGAACACCUGCUGCAAGGAUGAAAAAGGUUCCUAGCCAUGUAGUGAAACAGCGGAGUCGUGAACUCACGACUCUUUUUGAAUCAUUUGAGCCAUAUAGAGGUAUGGAAGGCCGAAUAGAGCGGAUAUGGGUUACAGAAACUGCAACAGAUGGAUUACACUUGGUAGGGCAUACCAAGGGCUAUGUGCAGGUACUUGUAGUUGCUCCAGACUCAAUGUUAGGAACUUCUGUAGAUGUAAAAAUUACAUCAGUUGGAAGAUGGUCUGUUUUUGGAGACAUCAUAGGGACACCCUAUGGAAGAGAAGAAAUGUCAUUAUGCAGUCUGCCUUUUGUUGAUUCAACUUGCAAGAAUUCCACAGAGAAAGAUGUUCGCUUAGCAACACCAGAAAAAUUUGCAUGCGAGUCCUGCAACUGUGGCCUCGUUGAGAAUGGUAACAUUCAAGGCAUUUCACCCAUGUCUGUGGCAACUGAGAGCAACACCAGCAAUGAAAAUGUUCACUCCUGCAACUGCAAAACCUUCAUGGGAUCGAUCAAUAAUCUUCUGUUCAGAAAGCAGAAAGAUCAAACAAGCUUGAUUCAAAAUUUGGGUUACACGUUAGCAUGUAACAAGCAGAAAGACGUGGUUAGUUUACCAGGAAAGCUUAGUAGUCUUGAUUGGGUUCUUGUGAGUGGUGCUCUUCUCAGCUUGUUUGCUAUUGUCGCAGUACUUGUUCAGCUUACUUUUGAGAAGGGCUCCAAGUAAGUUCACUUGUUUUACAGGGAGUUCAUCCAUGAGAUGAAGCAACUAGCAGAAGCAGAUUGCUGCUUUUGCUUGUCCCACCAGUUUUGGAUUUUGUGGAAAGAGGUAGGCAGAUAGUUGUUCAGUCUAUAGGAAUUAGUGUGCAGCACUGAGGCCUACUGUGUGAAGAUAUAUCAUGCCUAGUUUGAAGGUGAUCCAUAGUUGACGAGAAAUUUUUGAUACCUUGCUGAUCUAAUGGUCCUUUUUUCCUGCUUAAGCCCUGAUUAGCAGAUCAUUGCUUAUUUGGAGUAAACCAAUUGUUUUCAAGAGACUUGAAUGUGGUUGGUCAUAAGUUUGAAAUGACAAAUUGGUAACCUCCCUUUUCCAGUA
This is a messenger RNA of Nymphaea colorata (pocket water lily), 2546 nucleotides long. RefSeq lists its product as uncharacterized. Gene Ontology annotation, molecular function: tRNA (N(6)-L-threonylcarbamoyladenosine(37)-C(2))-methylthiotransferase activity; 4 iron, 4 sulfur cluster binding. Gene Ontology annotation, cellular component: endoplasmic reticulum. NCBI's taxonomy places the organism in Eukaryota, Viridiplantae, Streptophyta, Magnoliopsida, Nymphaeales, Nymphaeaceae. The transcript is spliced from 11 exons. Gene Ontology annotation, biological process: tRNA methylthiolation. Bases 291 to 2180 code for a protein of 629 amino acids. The record is from RefSeq and is a predicted model, not a curated record.